Molecule: messenger RNA, 1155 nt
Organism: Aureobasidium uvarum
Lineage: Eukaryota; Fungi; Ascomycota; Dothideomycetes; Dothideales; Saccotheciaceae
Source: the annotation of a GenBank genome assembly
AUGGUCGACAUACCAGUAUGUGCUGUCUUUAUGGUCCUUUACAUAGUUGCUGGUGCUUUGCACAUGGGAACUUUUCAGAAGAACAAGAAGGCCGGAAAGAAAUUCAUCUUUGGCGGAAUGAUGUUUGGUAUCGCGGCGCAGGUCUUUGUCAACAUUGGUGUCGUCUUGCUAUACUUUGUCAACCUCUUCUUCACACAGCGCAUCGUCAGAGCUCAACAUCCCAACUUUGGUUGGAGCAAGGCUUUCUCACCACUGAUUCCUAUGAUAUGCGUCAUCACCGUCUUGACAAUCAUCGCGCUAAUAGUUGGUGUCAUUCAAUCCUUCUACACCCUGGACACCAACAUCCAUCGCAUUGAUCGAAUCAUUGAGCUUUAUGGAUCAACAGCAUUCUCCGCUAUCGCCUUUGCUCCCAUCUUCAUUGUCACCCUGUCGACACUCCUUCGAAUGGUCCCGGGCAUACGCGGUCAAAAAGCACAGGACAAGUUUGGAGAAGGCAAGAUGAGCACAAAGAUUAUCAUCGUACUGGCAAGCUCGGCCCUUCUGACUCUUGCCGCCUCCAUCAAGGCCGGCACUGGUUAUUUGCCACCCAUCGCUCUAGUUGACAACAGCAAUCCCUCGAUAACCGAACCUACUCCCUGGUACUUCAACCGCGGCAUAUUCUACGCCUUUGGCUUUGGAGUUGAGAUCAUCAUCUUGUUCUUCUUCAUGGCCGUCAGGGUAGACAAACGCUUCAUCAUCCCAGACGGCGCCAAAGGACCCUACAGCUACGGCGGCGGCUUCGUCUUUGCAGGCGAAAGCGGAAACGAAAAGUCCAAGUUGGGCCAGCGCGACUCUACCCGCAAUCUCACAGGCAGUUCGCAAUCGUUGCAGUCAUGGGGCGGAUCGACCCGUCGUGGCAAGAGUGGUGCUCCGUCCAUCAUCAGUUGGGGUGGUAUCAGUCAAGCGGAUACUGAAAUGGGCAUCGGCGAGGAUGGUAUCGAGCCUGUGCCUUAUGUGACUGUUGACGACGGCGGAAUCGCCAAGCCCGCGAGCAUUGGAGGUGCUGGACAGGAGAUGGGCUGGGAUUCAAAAUCUGGCAAGUGGAAGCUAAGACCCGUCUCCACCAUGUCGGCCGUCUCGACCGCUACGCCAGUAUUGGCCAGAGAGGAUGUCUAA